Molecule: messenger RNA, 568 nt
Organism: Mus caroli (Ryukyu mouse)
Lineage: Eukaryota; Metazoa; Chordata; Mammalia; Rodentia; Muridae
Source: RefSeq, a predicted model, not a curated record
GUGGCCUCCCAUUGUUCAGGGUGGGUUCAUAAGACCGUGCCUCUGAGAGCUCUGGACCAGUCCACCACAAGGCAUCAGGAUGGUGAAAGCAACUGAGAAGAUGCACAAUCUGACACAGGAUGUUAUGUCAUCAACUUCGACAUCCAAACCAAAGAGAGGGACAAUCUGCCACAUACCAGAUGCUGUGCCAUCAACCUGGACUUCUGAACCCAAGACAGUGGACAUUUGCCUCACACCUGAUGUUGAGCCAUCAACCUCGACUGCUGAACCAAAGACAGUGAAGAUCUGCUGUCAUCAGUCCAAGUCCAAAUGUAGCAAGAAGAUUAGAACGCCCAAGGUGCCUACCAGGAAGAGCAAGAAAACCCUGCGAAGGACGCUGAAAAAAAAGACAACUAAGAACAACAAUACAGCACCUAAACGGCGUUUCGACUUGUGAUUGAGAAUGCCGGUAGACUCAGCAUGCCACCUAAAGGAGUUGUGGCAUCUGAGCAAUGGCCAACUGUGUAGAUACUGUAUAGUUACUACACAGUUCUUUGAAUCUCAAAAUAAAAUCAAUCUGAUAUGAAAA